AUAGCCAGGUAAAAAAAAAAUUUUUUUAAAUUAAACGAUUUGGACAGCGACGUGAGUGACAGCCUCUUUGUGUCCAGAGAAUCCGCGCCUGGGUUAAUAAUGGAAUUCUGACAGCUGUUCUUUCCAGCUGUUUUGUCACCGUUGUGAAGGAGAAAACGGCUUACCAGGUUAACUUAAGUGGUGUGGAUGUGCCGAAGAAAUAUUAAGGAGAACAUGAAGCAAGUAUAGCUGUCAUGUUGUGGCACUGUAUUCAUUGGUGAUUUAUGCUCGAAUAGAUCUGAUCUGAGAAUGUAAGUCUGAUCUGGUGAUCCGUAUUGAAUGCUCAUUGUAGAAAUAGCUGAACAAAUGAGAGAUGUGUGUGAUAACGAUGUCUGUCACGCUGUUGAAUGUAGACACUCAGUGCACUUCCAUUGUAUUUAAUCUCCUAGGUGAAGACGGGGACAGCGAGAAGGCUUGUGCAGAUAGUGAGGUGAUGUUGCUGGGGUGGUAGAAGCCGCUACAUGCAUCAUCACCCACUUAAUCAGCAUCACCAUGCCCACAAUGCAGGAUCCUAGCAUGAAUUACAACUUGAGUGCGGUGCCCUGGGACCCUGGUGCCCUCCAGCCACCUUCGAUGACAAACAGUGCUGUGAAGAUGGUGGCCAUAUCAGCUAUUGUGUGCAUGUCUCUCUUUGGCAAUGUGGUGGUACUGCUGGUGUUCCAAAGAAAGCCACAGCUGCUGCAUGUGGCCAACCGCUUCGUGCUCAACCUACUGCUGGCUGAUCUGCUGCAAACGGUGUUUGUCAUGCCAUUUGUUAUCGCCGCCACCGUACCUGAGGUCUGGCCACUGGACACCCGUCUGUGUCAAGCCCUGGUGGUGCUCAUGCACCUUUUUGCUUUCACUGGGGUAAACACUAUUAUCGUCGUGUCAGUGGACCGCUACCUGGCCAUUAUCCACCCGCUGUCAUAUCCAACACGCAUGACACCUCACCUGGGCACUAACCUGAUCGCUCUUACCUGGCUGGUGAGCCUGCUGCAGAGCACCCCACCUCUCUACGGCUGGGGAGCUAUCGAUUUCGACAGACACCAUAAUGCCUGCAUCAUGGUAUGGUCCUCCAGCCAGUCAUACUCGGUGCUGGUGGCCACUCUUUCCUUCUGGCUGCCUGUGGCCAUCAUGCUUGGCUGCUACUGGAUGGUGUUUAGGGCAGCCCGGCGGCAGAAUGCUUUGGUGCACCCUGUUCAAACGAACCACCCUCCAGACUCAGGCUCCAGUCCCCACAGGCAGCUACAGCAGCUCCAACAAGAAGGCUCUUUCUCAGCCACGAAUCCUGCCAGGAACAGGCACCGUCGCUUUCACUACCACUGUAAGGCAGCAAGGGUGGUUUUCGUCAUCAUGGCCUCCUAUGUGCUCAGCAUGGGUCCGUACAGUGUUUUGAGCACCAUUUCCAUAAGUUCCCGCACUGCUGUGCCACCAUGGUUGGCCUCACUGGCCCUUGUCCUCUUUUUCCUGCAGUGCUGCCUGCACCCUUACAUCUACGGCUACAUGCACCGCAGCGUGCGUAAGGAGUUCUUGGCGCUGCUCUGCGGGCCACGAUGCGGACAGACACGUCCAGGGCGAGGUUCAGCUGUGGACAGCUGCUUCACAGUGACCGAUGGACGGUCAGCACAAAUGCAUAUCCCUAGCCACAUGACCCGCAUAUGUUCCCUCCAGACUUGGGAGGAAGGAACGACAUCAUCCUCACCUGUAGCCCGGAUAUCAAGGGAGAGCCAGAAAGAGACAACGUCUGUGAGCCUGACCUCAGGCAGGGAGCUUACUCUGCAAAGCACCAAGUGAUAUUAUUCUUUACUAUUUGUAAUGUUCUUGAGGCAAACGAAGACAUAAAUUUGCAUGACAGGGUCAGUAGUAAUUAGUCCAGGUGACUAGGUUUAUGUCUUAAAUAUGUCUGACUGCUCAUCCAGGAGGUUUAAUCAGUUUUACCUCUAUAGACCACAAUACUUUCGAAAUGGCCUAACUGAAAACCUUUAUAGACAAUGAACGAGUGGUUAUUGACUGCUAUAGUGGUUAGUAGUUACUAUUUGUCAGUUUCAUAAAAAAGUGAAAUUCAAAGGGUCAUAUGCACAGAAAGCUCAUGUACCUCUGAUAUUUCUUUCAGCGCCCAGGUCAUUCCAACUGGUGGUUUGCAAAAAUGCUAUUCCAAUGUUCUUCAUGCAGGAAGUAGUUUAUUUGAUGGCCUAUUAAUAUUGAAUUAUUAUUAUGAAGUUAUAGGUAUGUUAAACGUAGUAUAUUUUUUACAAUUUUUUGAUAUACUAUGAAUUUACAUGUAUGUCAUUUUGUGAUGCUGUGUGUAAUAUUUGUAAAUUCAACCAAAACAUACAUAUUUUGUGUUCGAAAAGUUGUAAAGACAUCAGGGAGAAGCCCUAAUGUUUCAACAUUAGCGUAACAUAAGUCUUGCUGUGGUUCCUCAAACGCACAGGUGGAGAAUGUACACUUUUGAUUAAAAAUAAAUAAGUUUUAAAAACAAUAACAAGAGGCAGGCGGUUUUUAGGACAUGAAAAUUACAGGCAAGCUAAGUUUUGACGAGGCAUUUUAAAAGGAAACAAUACUUCAAAACCCACGAUCACACGUUACCUUAAAGACUGACUUCAUGUCGAGGUUGCUGAUGUUCUUCAUGAGAGCAUCCAGUGUGCUAAGCUGCUCAAGGGGUAAUACAGUCUGUGUAUUGUCUUACUUCUUUACCACUGAAAUGCUUUGCUGGCUCUGUACACAGUCAGCUCUGUUUAAGAGCGCUUCUCUAAGAGAGCUGUAUAAUAGCUCACUUCCUUUAAGUGUGAGAUAAUUAAAUCGGUAUGCCCACAAAUUGUUCAAAGGGGUGACAAUCCCUAUGGGCACUUAAUGUUCUGGUGUGGAUCACAGCAGAAGGAGCAACCUCUUUUGCAUAUGUAUUCAGUCCCCCCCAAUCAUAAUACACACAUAGGGCUGCACAAUAUGUUCAAAAUAUGUUAAGAUUUGAUUGUCUUUCACUGAAAUACUCUACAAUACACUCAAUUAUUACUAACACUAUGCCUUUAUUUGACAUAAUACCCACACACACUUCUGACCCUGUUUAAAAUGCUCACAGCAUGAUUCAUUAGUGUAUUGAUUUGUACAUAGCAGAAGCCAAGAUCACCAUAAUGAUCAACAAAUAUAUUGUG
Messenger RNA from Ictalurus punctatus (channel catfish), 3170 nucleotides. RefSeq names its product G protein-coupled receptor 101 (gene gpr101). Gene Ontology annotation, cellular component: membrane. NCBI's taxonomy places the organism in Eukaryota, Metazoa, Chordata, Actinopteri, Siluriformes, Ictaluridae. The coding region runs from base 532 to 1812 and encodes 426 amino acids. Gene Ontology annotation, biological process: G protein-coupled receptor signaling pathway. The record is from RefSeq and is a predicted model, not a curated record. Gene Ontology annotation, molecular function: G protein-coupled receptor activity. The transcript has a single exon.